AUGGCUGCCAUCCGAGCCCUGCAGCAAUGGUGCCGGCAGCAGUGCGAGGGCUACCGGGACGUCUCCAUCACCAACAUGACCACCUCGUUCCGGGACGGGCUGGCCUUCUGUGCCAUCCUGCAUCGGCACAGGCCGGACCUCGUAAACUUCAAUGCUCUCAGUAAAGAAAACAUUUAUGAAAACAACAAGUUGGCAUUCCAAGUGGCGGAAGAGAAGCUGGGCAUCCCUGCCCUGCUGGACGCAGAGGACAUGGUCGCCCUAAAGGUUCCCGACCGACUGAGCAUCCUGACCUACGUCUCUCAGUAUUACAACUACUUCCAUGGGCGGUCUCCCAUUGGAGGGAUCGCAGGCGUGAAGCGGCCCCCGGAAGACUCCAAAGAGCAGCCAGUGGGGAAGAAGGUCACCUCGGGGCCCAUCCAGCCCACCCCCACCACCCCAUCCCCUGGGAAGCCAUUGUCUCCGGCCCGCACAAACCCAGCAGUCCCCACGAAGAGUGUGGUGAAGGAGUACCCUCCGGUGAAAGCCUCCGUCGGUGGGUCAGACCGAAGCCAGGGCACCGUCAGCAGCGACUGUGCCGUUUGCGGGAAGCAUGUGCACCUAGUGCAGAGGCAUCUGGUCGACGGGAAGCUCUUCCACAGGAACUGUUUCAGGUGCAAACAGUGUUCCAAUACCCUGCACUCGGGCACCUACCGUCCUGCAGAGGAGCCUGGCUCAUUCCUCUGCAUCAACCACCACCCCAAAGCAUCCACCGCACCUGCCUCCUCUCCCGUCAAUGCCAAGAGGCUGCCAGCCCCAACACCGACUCCCCGGGGCCAGGCUGGCCCUGUGGACAUCACCCGCUCAGGGUUCCAGACGCCAAAGGCCUGGGAAUCAGAGAAAGCAGGGGAGACUGGGCUGAGGACGCCGGGCUACAGGCCCGCUGGCAACGGUGCCCCAGAGUCUUUGGUGCACCCGAGCCCGUGGAGCCUGACACCACAGACUGGCAGUACCUCCCCCUCUGCCUCCCCCCGGCUGAAACCGCCGCCCUCCAGCUUCCAGUCGACCCCCAGCUUCUCCAAAAGCCACGUUGCCCGGGACUCCUCACCUCCCACUAGCAGAGCUGUCAAGGUCCCUGCACGUUCCCCCGUGGGGUGGCCCCCCACCGCUCAGGGCAGAUCCGCCACCCAGGUCACCCCCUCUUCGUCCCCCUGGACCGCUUCCGCAGUCAAGACCCAGCAAGCCCGGGAGAAGUUCUUCCAGUCAGGCAGUUCUGGGACACCAGCGGGCCAAGCCCCAGCUGCCCGGGACUCCGGCCUGGCACCACUGCCCUCCCGGGGGGCCAAUGGCGUGGGUGGUGCGGGCGAACCUCCUCGCAGCAGCUCCCUUGCAGAUGACAACAGGAAAGACCAAGCCCGCAAUGUCAUCCUGAAGAAUCUGCCGGGAGGAAGUUCUUCCCCACACGGGAGAGUUGGGCCCAGUCCCCAGGGGCCCACCAGAUUGACUUCAUCUGCCUCGCCCAGUCCCAGUCCUGAAGCAGAGGGCCCCAGAGGGAGCCCCACAGCAAAGCAGGAGGCCGCCUCUACCCGUCCCAGACUGGGAGGGUCCCAAGUUUCCCUGCAGGGGACCGGCGCGAAGAGCCCAGGCUCUGGCAGCUCAACCAGUUUCAGCACCACAGCAGGGCAGAAACGGGAGAGCCCCAUGUCGCCACAAGGUCAGGGCUCCUGCUCCAGUAAGGAUAUUGGUGGUGGUCCUGAAGGAUGGAGAGCCAAAUUAAAGCCUGUGGAGAAAAAGUCUAGGGCUGAAAAAAAAGUUCUAGACCCAAAGGAGAAGAGCAGGCCAGCAGAAGAAAGCGGAAUCGGUGUCCUGAAAAAAUCCCCCGGCAGCUCUGUGGUGACCAUCCAGAUCAAUGUGAUCCCAGCACAGAAGGAGCUCAGAGUGGCCCCAGUCAGCCCUUCUCCUCCUAAACUGAGACCCGGCCUGACAGCCUCGUCCCUCUCCCCGGCACAACCAAGGAAGCGACUUAUUCCCCAGAACCUGGACCUUUCCAGUCAUUGGCUGAGCCCCGAGCAGAAGUGGGAAGAAAGUGUGCUUCCCUCUGGAAAGGAACAGUCCAGCUGGAGCACCGGUGCAGGCAGAACCUCAUAUCUGCCAGACCUCCAAAGUCAUCCCAGGGAGGAGGUGAAGUCUCCAGGCAAGUUCCACCCGGACUACGUGCCCGAGGAAGAGAUCCAAAAGAAGGUCUUAGAUAUCGAGAAAGAGCUGGACAUGCUGGAGCUGCAGGGUGUGGAGCUGGAGAAGCGGCUGCGGGAGGCCGAGGGAGACGAGUCGGAGGACGCGCUCAUGGUGGAGUGGUUCAAGCUCAUCCACGAGAAGCAGCUGCUGCUGAGGCUCGAGUCGGAGCUGAUGUACAAAUCCAAGGACCAGCACCUGGAGGAGGAGCAGUUCAACAUUGAGGGAGAACUUCGGCGCUUGAUGGCCAAACCAGAUGCUCUGAAGACCCAGAAGGAGCAGGAGCAAGAGCAGGAGCUGCUGGUCCAGUACGUGAGCACCGUCAACGACCGCAGCAACAUCGUAGACUGUCUAGACGAGGACCGGCUCAGGGAGCUGGAGGAAGACCAGGUGCUGCAGGAUAUGAUCCAGAGGCUGGAUCUUCAGCGGGAUGGGUCUGACAGGAAGAAGAAGCCCAAAUUCCAGUGGUCCAAGAUCUGGGGGCAGAAGAGUAAAAGCAAGACUUCAGAGUGAAAGUCUACGCCGACAGUCCUGCCGCUACCUCUCCGCCAGCCGCCCUCUCCGCCAGCCGCCCUCUCGUUGCAUGGAGUCGGGUCUGGGGGCUGAGGGGGAGUGGGAAAGGCCCUGCAGAACUUGGUUAGCAGCAGGAGAGACUCAGGAAGGGGCAGCAAAUAAUCCAGAGCUUCCUGGGCCUACUAGGGGAGACCUGGAGGCAGAUGGUCAUGGGGAGGGGUGGAGUCCAGGCAAUGGGCUGGCUUCCUCGUGUCUGGCAAGGCGCAGAGACUUUGGGGGCCAGAUUUGAUCCCUUCACUUUCAGCAGUCCCCUGGGAACCCCAAUAAAACCAGAACUGAAUGAACCAA
This is a messenger RNA of Tachyglossus aculeatus (Australian echidna), 3069 nucleotides long. RefSeq names its product MICAL like 2 (gene MICALL2). The transcript has 17 exons. Gene Ontology annotation, molecular function: protein binding. The coding region runs from base 1 to 2721 and encodes 906 amino acids. NCBI's taxonomy places the organism in Eukaryota, Metazoa, Chordata, Mammalia, Monotremata, Tachyglossidae. The record is from RefSeq and is a predicted model, not a curated record.